Adineta ricciae is the source of this 2841-nucleotide messenger RNA. The record is from the annotation of a GenBank genome assembly. NCBI's taxonomy places the organism in Eukaryota, Metazoa, Rotifera, Eurotatoria, Adinetida, Adinetidae.
AUGUCAAACAGACUCGUUUAUGUUAAUUUCAAGUUCAGAACUCUGUUCAUUCUCAGACAACAAAUACCAUGCACCUCAUCAACAUCAUCAUUCUCCACUCGUCCAAGAACCAUCGAUCCUGGUCAACAGAUGAAGAUACUCAAUGACAAAAACCAGUUCAAACAAAGCAUUGAGCUGUUCGAGAGAGAAAAGAAGAAGAACAAGGAUCAACUGUCCAGUUUCAUCAUCGAUCAAGCGUUGAAAGCAUGUGUACAAGUGCGUGACUUUCGACGUGGACAAGAUAUUCAUCAGUUGGUUCAACAUCGAUUAUCAGCUGAUUCUUCGUUAGUGAAAUCUCUUAUCCAUUUCUACAUGCAAUGUCAUGAUAUGAACACAGCUGAAUCUCUAUUCCACAUUUCGACAAACAAAACGGUGUAUAUUUGUAGUGUGAUGAUGAAGGGAUACAUUGAAAAUGGGAAGUCAGAGAAAGCGAUUGAGAUUUUCAAAGGGGUAGACAAACCUGAUGCAGUUUUGAUCACACUUUUGUUCAAGGCUUGUGCUCAAGUACCAUCCGAGGAAUCGUUGAACUUAGUGAAAAACAUCUGGAAGAAGUACCAAAACACAUCUCUUCUCGAUAAUCCUGCAUUCAGUUCCCUACUGAACGUUUUAAUGAAACAUGGUAACGUCGAGAGUGCAGAAAACGUGUUCAAUCAACGAUCGAACAAAGCACCAUCAAUGUAUGCUUUACUGGCAACUAUCGCUGCUGUAGGAUACAUAGAUAACGAGAUACCACAAAAAGCAAUUGAUCUAUUCCAACAAGUUAAGAAUCCCAACGGAAUUCUCAUUACACUCUUGUUCAAUGCUUGCGCUCAACUGCCCUCACAACAAUCACUGGAUUUGGUGAAAAGCGUGUGGAAGAAGUAUCAAAACACAUCUCUUCUCGACGAUCAUGCGCUAACUGCUUUCAUCGACGCUCUCAUGAGGUGCGGCGAUGUGAAAGACGCAGAGACACUUUUUGACCAAUCAGCACACAAAGUGUUACCUAUGUAUGGAGCAAUGAUGAAAGGAUACAUUGACAAUACGCUGCCGGAAAAAGCGAUUGAUCUUUUCCAACUGGUGAAAAACCCGAAUGAAAUUCUUAUCCUGCUCCUAUUCAAUGCAUGUGCUCAACUACCCUCAGAGCAAUCGUUGAACUUAGUCAAGAAUACCUGGAAACAAUAUAACACUAAACUCAUCCGUAGCGAAAAUACAUUAACUUCCCUAAUCGAUGCUCUCAUGAAAUGUGGUGACGCCAAGAGUGCGGAAUCUGUUUUCACUGAAUCGUGGCACAAAUCAAUAUCGAUGUAUGGAGCAAUGAUGAAAGGGUACAUAAAAAAUGAAAUGUCGACAAAAGCGAUUGAUCUUUUCAAACAAAUCAAAGAUCCGAAUGAUGUUAUCAUCACACUACUCUUCAAUGCUUGUGCUCAACUGCCAUCGGAACAGUCGUUGAGCUUGGUGAAAGCCGUGUGGAAGAAGUAUCAAAACGCGUCCCUUCUCCAUGAUCAUGCGCUGACUGCUUUAAUCGAUGCUUUCAUGAAGUGUAGAGAUGUUAAGGGAGCAGAGACGAUCUUCCACAAGUUACCACACAAAGUUCUACCCAUGUAUGGAGCUAUGAUGAAAGGAUAUCUUCUUAACAAAACACCCAGCAAUGCUCUUGAUCUUUAUCGUCAAAUCAAAACCAUGAAAGAAACACAAUCAGAUUUCUUCAUCUAUCUACUUACAAUCAAUGCAUCGGCACAGAUUGCCAUAGCAUCCGAGUGUCAGGCCAUUGUGGAUGACAUUCCACAACAUCUGCUUCUUAAUAUUCAGAUUUGCAACUCCUUAAUUGAUAUGUGGGGUAAAGCUGGUUGUGUGCAAAAAGCUGAGCAAGUUUUCACCAAUCUCUCAUCGAUCGAUCAAGUCGGAUAUGCAUCAAUGAUUCAUGCUUAUGGCAUCAAUGGAAUGGGUGUGAAAGCAGUCGAACUUUUCCAUAAGGUUCCACGAUCGUUGCUUGCCGAUUCCACUUAUGUUUGUGUUCUCAAUGCAUGUUCACAUGCUGGACUCGUCGAUCAAGCUCGUUCGAUCUUCUCCAGCAUCGAACCGAAAACAGAAAAGCAUUAUGCGGCAAUGAUGGAUUGUCUAAGUCGAGGAUCAUUGUUCGAUGAAGCACAACAGCUGAUCGAUCAAUAUGAACUACAUCAUCCACCUUCACCUGUCAUGUACAUGGCAUUACUGUCAGCUGCAAGAAAUCGGAGAAACAAACAGUUGGUCGAAAACAUUCACCAACGGAUGAACAAGCUCUUUCCUCGCUCACCAGAUUUGAUCACAUCAGCCACAGUGUUACUUGCGAAUCUGUAUGGAUCGACCGGCGAUAUGAACAAAGCGUCGAGUAUUCGAUCCGAACUAAGUAGAUCUGGUGCCAAGAAAAAGCCUGGUCUCAGCUGGACUGUAGUCAAUGGUGAACUAUAUCAAUUUCUUGCUCACGAUCGAUCUCAUCCACGAAGUGCCGAGAUCUAUGUGGAACUGGAGAAGAUCUCACGAGAACUGAUCGAACGUGGUCAUGAGUAUGACUCGUCAUGGAUCACGCGACCACUUGCAGAAGAUGAAACGAUCGAAUCGGUUCUUUGUGGACACAGUGAGAAGCUUGCAAUCGCUUGGAACUUCGUGGCUAAUGUCGACACAACAUUCAUUCAAAUAACGAAGAACUUGCGUGUGUGUGGUGACUGUCAUCAGGCCACGAAACUGAUCGCUGCUAUUCGACGGUGUCGCAUAGUGAUUCGUGAUGCAAACCGAAUUCAUCAUUUUGAUCCGGAUGGUCACUGUUCAUGUAAUGAUUAUUUCUGA